AUGACACACCAGCCUUCCGUCUUCUCCCACAUUCGCCGCACCAGGCCGAGAGACUACAGGCUGAGUGGGGGCACCAUGACCCCAGAGAAGGGGCGAGCGGGCGGACCGGCCGGAAGUGCCAGGCCCUGCUGCCCUAGCUCUGGGCCCUGCUCUCGUGGGCACCGCUCCGUUCUCAGCGCCAACCUCCAAGGCCCCACCCGGCUCCUUGCGGCGCGCCCAGGGCCUUCCUCCUCGGAGCACUGCCAAGACCAGUUCAGGCCUGGCAGCCCAUCUCAGCCCCCAGCCGAGGAAGCCCCGGGCAGGGCUGCCUGGCCCCUCACACAGGCCACCCAGCCCCAGGCCUCCGAUGCGAAGCCUUCCCGAUCCCCUGGGACCCGCAGGAGAGACCGACAGGAGCUGAUGCUGAGGGAAGUGGGCGGGGCCAGGAGACAUCGGGCUCCUCUCCGCAGCGCGCGGUUCGAGGCGAUUCCCACAGAUUUGGGACCGAGUCCGUCCGCAGCCAGAGAGAACCGCGGGACCGAGUGCGCGGCCCAGCGCGGGGGUUUCACCUUGUCCGUUUUCCUUUUGCUCCGACGGUUCUUGCACAACAGACAAAGGCGUUUACCCUACGUCGGGGGCACGGGCCGGCGGGGACCCCCACGGCCUCCGGGCCACUCCUACCCCCCCUCCGAGGGCUUGGCCCGGCUCCGGCUCCUCCCUCGGGGUUUCCGGCGUCCGGCUCCUGCACCCUCCAGGCUGAGCGGCUCCAGCCGCCCUCACCCCCAGUCUGCCAACCCGCCUCUCCCGCGCCCCCCAACCCCCGCCCCCGCUGCGGUCUCCUCUCCCCGAUUACGGCCCCAAAGCACCCGGCGCUGCAGCGGGGACCUCCGAGCACCCAGCAAGCCUAUGGCGCUCGGCUCACCUCAGCCGGGGAUCUCCAAGCGCCAACAGAAGCCUCGGAAGGCUCGGCUCACAGCUGCACAGCAACAGUUCCUGAGUCAACAAGCAGCCGGAAGUGAGGCUGCGCCGACGUCGAUAAACCCCGCCCCUCGGCCGGCCGCCCACUUCCGCCGCUCCCGGAAGCGCACGGCUCACGAGCAUCCGCCACUUGUCCUCUCUCGUCUUCGUUCCCCCCGGGCCCGCGGCCCGCGUAUCCGAGGUUCCGGGACGUGGGAUGCGGGGGCGGGGCUGGAGUCCCCGGCCCCACCCCCCCGGGACCUGGGCACCUUCUGGGCCACGGCUGGCUCUGGGCUCCAGGGCUCGCGGCCCAAAAGGCCGGGUGACACCGGGCAAUUCCCAGACCCCAAGAAGGGGUCUCAGUUCCCUCCUCUGGCCAUGGUGGAGGGGGUGUGUGUGCGGUGGGGGUCGGAGGGAGGGCUGUACGCGCUGGCCAACUCCCCUUGCUCAGGCGGGGAGAAGCGUCCCCCCAGUCCUUGCCCAGCAUCCUCAGGACCACGGUCAGGGUCAUGUCUCUUCUCCUCUCUGGCUCCUUUAAACGCCUGGGCCUUACCUGGGCCCCUCCCCUUCCAGGUGAGCUCUGGGGCUCCGCCUCUUCUCAGCUGGGCUGGCCACCUAGGGCCACUGGGAGCCGGGACCUGCUCCCUCCCCUCCUGGCCGCCCGCUCCCAAAGCCCGGGUCCGAGUGGUCUCUGCUCUGGGCAGGUCUCGUCUCUGCCCCGCUAUGAGGGGCUUCCCCUUCCUGCUACUGCUAUACCUUGGGCUGACUUCUUCCCAAGCCCCCCAGCAGGGCCUGAAGAAGGAUCAUGGUUCUGAUGCUGGCCCAGACCCCACAGCUGUGUUCUUAGGAGCCCCCAGAGCCCAGAAUUUCUUAGGGAGCAGCCCAGGAUCUCGACGCUUCCCCCGGGCAAACCACUGGGAUUUGGAACUUCUGACCCCUGGGAACUUGGAACGGGAAUGCUUGGAGGAGCGGUGUUCCUGGGAAGAGGCCCGGGAGGUCUUUGAAGACAGGACCUUGACGGAUAAAUUCUGGAAGACCUAUCCCUAUAAUGGGAAGGGUGGCGCUGGGCAUGGCCGGGUGGAUGUGGCAGCAUUGACGGUGGGGCUGGGAACUGGCCUGCUGGUCUUGCUCCUGGCAGCCCUGGGCACAUUCUGGUAUCUGCAGAGGAGGAGGCAAUUGAGUCGAAACCCUGGGUCCUUUCCCCAAAGCGCUUUCCUGGUGAUAGAGGAUCUGCCCUUGACCCCCUUGCCGCCUCCCCCCGGUCUCCCCACUUACGAGCAGGCACUGGCAGCCUCGGGGGUGCAUGACGCACCCCCCCCACCCUACCAGAGCACUCGGCGGCCCCGCUGAGAAGACCACCUCCCCAUCCCCCUUACAGCAGCCCGCGCCUUCUCUGUCCCGUGGAUUCCCCCCCCUCUCCCCCACACACUCUGGAAGUCGAGAACGGGGCUGGAAAGGAGGAUUUGCUCGGAGAGACGCCUGACCCCCUCCCCCACAGUCUUCCUGCGGGUGCCCCGGCUGGGGUCUAACCUCGCGCCCCCCCCCCCCCCGGUCAUGUCCCAGACAUGUGCACACGUGUCCUAGCUCCGCGUGCAUACAGACGUCCGAGUGGGACGAGCCUCCAUUAUGGCGCUCCCUCCCCAUUCACAUAGUGGCGGGUGCCAGUCUCCCUAGGGGGUGCCCUAGGUGUGGCGCAACUUCUCCUGGUGCGUCCCUGCCCCACCGCUGCCUAUUGCCGACAGUCCCCAUCGGGAAGGAGGAGGGGGUCCGCCCGCUUCCCCCUCCCUCCCGGGGCUGCCCCCUCUGGCCUUGGCUGCACCCGCCCUGGGCCCAGUGGGAGAAGGGCUCGGGCAGAGGCCGGCCUCGCUCCGGCACGUCGGGCGGGCGGGCCGCGGCCGCGUCUGCGCGCUGGCUGCGGCAGGGGCGGGCCAGGCUGGGGGCUCCUUUCUCCAGCCCAGCCGGCCUCGGCCCCUCCCUCCCUCCCUCCGUCCGUCCCUCCGCCCGGCGCGGGCAGCUCUCUCCCUCUCUCCACUCCAGCCUUCGCUCUCGGGCUCGGGUUUUUUUUUUUUUUUUUUUUUUUUUGCAUUUGCAUUUGCACGGGAUUGUGGGAGGAAGCGGAGCGCAGCCAGACAGCCCGCCGCCCCCCGCCCCCCCUCCCUCUUCUCCUCUCCCCUCCCCCUCCCCUCCCUCC
Molecule: messenger RNA, 3127 nt
Organism: Antechinus flavipes (yellow-footed antechinus)
Lineage: Eukaryota; Metazoa; Chordata; Mammalia; Dasyuromorphia; Dasyuridae
Gene: PRRG2
Product: proline rich and Gla domain 2
Exons: 10
Coding region: 1-2286 (761 amino acids)
Cellular component (GO): extracellular region
Molecular function (GO): calcium ion binding
Source: RefSeq, a predicted model, not a curated record